AUGUCAAAGCGGGACCUCGUCAAAUACGCCAGGGAGCUGGUGAUGGCGGGCGUCGGUGACAUCCCGCCCUGGCUGUAUGCGCUGAUGAGGACGCCGCCGCUGCCGGUCAAGCCGCUGCGCAAGGGGCGGCCGCCGCCCAUCAAGUUCCCAGAGGACAGCCUCAUCGACGCCUACUACCGCAGGCACCCAGAGGCCCGCCUGGAGGCGAUAGACCUGGCCAGCUUCGAGCCGCCCACGGGGCGCCGCUUUGCGUUGCGCCAGCUGGAGCUGAUGUCGGAGGAAGGGGGGGGCCUGAGCAAGAUUGAGGCGUCCAUCCAGGUGGAGAAGGAAUUCUCGUCUCGGCAGGAGGCGGCGGCUGCGGCGACGGGCGUCAGGCAGCAGAGCAUCAUCGAGCAGAUCCAGGCGGAGGAGGAGCGCCACCUGCAGCAGGCACUGCGCCAGUACGCCACCUCACACGGCCCCACCACCGUGCGGCAGCACGCGCAGGAGCUGUGGCAGCAGCAGCACACGCGCAAGCCAGCGGCGGGCGCGCAGCUGGGCAAGCAGCAGCCGAUUGCCAAGCAGGCCUUGGUCAGGCGGCAGGCCAAGGAGCCGUGGAAGCAGCCGAAGCAGGCAAGCAAGGCGGCGGCGACGGGCAACGGGACGGCGGCGCCAGCGGCAGCGGCAACGGCCGGCGCUGCGAGCUAG
This is a messenger RNA of Chlorella variabilis, 687 nucleotides long. RefSeq lists its product as hypothetical. Bases 1 to 687 code for a protein of 228 amino acids. The transcript is spliced from 5 exons. The record is from RefSeq and is a predicted model, not a curated record. NCBI's taxonomy places the organism in Eukaryota, Viridiplantae, Chlorophyta, Trebouxiophyceae, Chlorellales, Chlorellaceae.